AUGUUCAUUGUUUCAGAAUGCAGUACCUGCUUUAUUGGUAAUCAAAACCAUGAAUACAGAUUAAAAACUGGAAGUUCUUUUUAUAUGGAAUGCCGAUGUGAUGAGCGACCACCUUCAGUUGUUAUUCUUAAAUGGUUUGGUCCUAAUGAUAAGGAAAUAAUGCCACCGGGACCAGGUACAAAAUCGAACGUAUACACUGAAUGGUGGGACGACCUUACAAAUAGUUUGUACAUAACAAACAUGAGCAAGUCAUCAUCCGGUGAAUACAAGUGUUUCACUGUAUAUAACGAGACUCAUUAUGUACACACAUAUGACGUCCAAGCAUAUGAAGCACCAUACUUCAUCAACACCAAAGAGACGCAGUAUGUCAUUAAUGGCAGCGAUGCACUAAUAACAUGUGAAGCCAAAGGUGAUAUUAAUCCCUUAAUUAGUUGGCACAAAGACAACUUCGAACCUAUUGAGAUAACAGAUGAUAAUAAGUACGAGAUAUCAUCAGAAGGAUUAUUAAUACACAAUAUCAGUAUAGAAGACAACGGCGUGUACAAAUGCGUAGCUGCUGACUACGAAACUGGCGAAGAAGUUGCCAUCGACAUUAAAGUUGAGGUAGUCACAAUGCCAGAAAUAGUCGAACUUGUAGCAGUUCCUGAAAAUAUUGCUUAUGAAGGAGCGUCCAUUUCGAUGGAGUGUAUCGCAAGUGGAACACCACCGCCAGAGUACAGCUGGAAGAAGAUUUACAAAAAUGCGCAUGUUGACGGCAAACCGAACUAUAAGCAAAUAUUGAAUAAAAUAGAAUUUGAAAAUGUUGAUAAGAACGAUACGGGAAUAUACGAAUGUAUAGCUUCAAAUACAGCUGGAAAUGUUUCAAAGCAAAUAAGAUUGAACGUCUUAGUUCCACCAAAAAUAACGCAGUUUAAAAAUGCAGCGGCUGUGGAAAAUGGCACCGUACAAGUUGUAUGCCGAGCGGAAGGGAUUCCUGUUCCGAAAAUAAAUGUUGCCUUUUUCGGUGAAUCUGACGAUUUAAGUAUAGUUUGGGACAGCAAAGUUAUAAGUGAUACUGAAACAGAGAUGUAUUUAUCUUUUCUAAGAGUUAAUAGAAGUCACGAGGGGAGCUACAUUUGUAAUGCAACAAAUGAUGCGGACUCAGUAACCGCUGAAAUGUAUUUAACUGUAUUUUACAAACCGGUGUUCAAAGAACCGAUUGAGAAUGUCUGGGGUUGGAAUGGAAAUGCAGUUAACCUAACCUGCGAUCAGGAGAGUAAUCCCCCGGCUAAUAUAACUUGGAGAUACGAAAGUCGAGAUAUAUCAACUGAAAAACAAUUGGAAAUCAAUAGGAUUAUACUAAACGAUAAUAAUGUACCAGUUAUAUUUGAAAACGACACAAUGUACGGGGUUUAUGAAUGCAUAGCCAAAAACGAGUACGGUACAGCCAAGAAAGUCGUCGUAUUUUUAGAAGGCUACGCUCCGCCACCAAUUAGAAAUGCGAUAGUAAUGAAUAUUACUUCAACGUCUGUGAUAUUUGCUAUCGUAGGACCAGAGCAAAUUAAUGGACCGCCGGUCGUGGGCUUCACUUCGGAAUAUGAUCUUUUGAACAAUUAUAAUAUCACAGAUAUACAUAUUAACCGAACGUGGUCAAUCGAUAGGCCGUACAAAAUAAAUAAGUUGAAGCCGAAUAGUAGUUAUUUAAUUAAAUUCGCAGCUGUCAAUGAUGUGGGAGCUGGAUCUUGGAGCAAUUAUCUCGAAUUUGUUACACUUGAAAAAUCGAGCCCCGAAGAACCUACUUGGAGUACAGAUAUAGAAUCGAUAAAGAAUGGAAUCCUUAAAUGGAAAGUUGGAGAAGAUAACGGCGAACAAAUUGAUUACUACGUUAUUCGCUAUUGUCCGGUGGUUUAUCUGGCAAUUCAAAAUAAUGAAUGCAUAGAAGAAACGAUUGACCCAACAAAUGAGUUUUAUUUAAACAAUUUAGAAGGAAAUAUGACGUAUUACUUCGAGCUGGUCGCUCACAAUGUUCUCGGAAAUUCAUCGAUUGCUUCAACAUACAUCACGUUACCAGAGCGAGAACCGGGAGCACUUACAGCUGGCUCAACACUAGGAAUCGUCCUGGUUGCGGUAUUCCUCGGUCUAAUUCUUUUAGACUUCUUACUUCUGGUGCUGAAAAAGAAAGGUGUCAUUGCAAGUUGCAUUCACAAGAAGGAUAAGAAAACUGAGACUAUUAAUGCACGGGACAGAAAAGGUCUUCUUAGAGAAAACACUGAAAUUGGACGAUCAAGUGAUGGGCCCAAGGAGUUUGAAUAUAAUAAGAACACGGGUGUCGUCACGGGGAAACAUUCUGCCGUGUGA
Messenger RNA from Pieris macdunnoughi, 2337 nucleotides. The record is from the annotation of a GenBank genome assembly. NCBI's taxonomy places the organism in Eukaryota, Metazoa, Arthropoda, Insecta, Lepidoptera, Pieridae.